AUGACUUCUCCCGUUCUCGUUUUCGGCCCGACUGGAGCAGUAGGCAGCGCCGCUGCCACUGAAGCACACAGGCGUGGUGCCAAAGUGUACCUCGCCAUGCGCGACACAAAGAAGCCAUUAAGAGGUAUCCAGGAAGCGGGAAACAGUGACAGCUUUAUCCGCGUUCAAGCUGAUCUGGCCAAGCCCGAGACCAUCAAGACCGCGGUCAAGACAUCUGGUGCCAAGACAGCCUUCGUAUACGUCGUACAUGAGGUCGAAGACGGCAUGCGAAGCAGUUUCGAAGCGCUCAAGGAGGCCGGUGUAACCUACAUUGUCCUCUUGUCUUCGUUCAAGGUCGAAGAUCCUCUGGACUCAGAAGCCAACAAGACGGAUAUGAUUGGCGCUCUCCACUCCGCAGCUGAAAGCGCAUUGCGAGAGACUGGCGUCUCAUACACCGCCGUCCGACCCGCAUACUUCAGUAGCAACGUGUUCUGGUAUACCGCAGACAUCAAGCAGGGCGAGGUCGAGAUCCUCUACCCCAACGUGCGGUUCGAUUACCUCGCUCCCUCAGAUAUCGGCACUGUGUGCGGCACACUUCUCGCAGAGCCACGAUUCCAGAAAGAAGCGGGGCAGUCGAUCUAUCUGUGUGGCCCUGAACUUCUGACCCAGCGUGAGGGUAUGGCUGUGAUUGGCAAAGCAUUGGGGAAAGAGAUCAAAGUCAAGGAGAUUGACGAGGAGAGGUGGUUCAAGAAGCUGGCGCACAUGCCUAAACCUAUACUCGACACACUGGCGCGGGGAAUGCGGGAGAGUAACGCCGGGAAGGAUGAUUAUGGCAAAAUCUACAAGGACGCCGUGGAGAACGUGAAAAAGUACACGGAGCGGGAGCCGACGAAGCUGGAGGACUGGGUCAAACAGAACAAGGCCGCUUUCGCGUAG
Messenger RNA from Alternaria novae-zelandiae, 915 nucleotides. RefSeq lists its product as uncharacterized. The transcript has a single exon. The record is from RefSeq and is a predicted model, not a curated record. Lineage: Eukaryota; Fungi; Ascomycota; Dothideomycetes; Pleosporales; Pleosporaceae. Bases 1 to 915 code for a protein of 304 amino acids.